Messenger RNA from Trichomycterus rosablanca, 2220 nucleotides. It is a transcript of the gene islr2, whose product is annotated as immunoglobulin superfamily containing leucine-rich repeat 2. NCBI's taxonomy places the organism in Eukaryota, Metazoa, Chordata, Actinopteri, Siluriformes, Trichomycteridae. The record is from RefSeq and is a predicted model, not a curated record. The transcript has 2 exons. Gene Ontology annotation, molecular function: protein binding. The coding region runs from base 82 to 2220 and encodes 712 amino acids.
CUUAAGAUAAUUGCAUCAUAUUUUCUCAAGUGUUGUGACUGAUUUCUGUAGGAGUGGGAUAGUCAUACCCGCGCACAGGUGAUGAAAAUGGCAACCAGGGAUCUCCUGCUUUUUACCUUGGGGACUGCAGUGAUUAUCUUUAGUGUGACUGUACAGUGCUGCCCUGAGCAAUGCAUUUGCUCAGAUAAAAACCCAUAUCACUUUGUGGACUGUGCAUACAAAAAUCUUGUUUCUGUCCCCAGUGGCUUGCCCUUCAACGUGACCACUCUCAGUCUAUCAGCAAACAAAAUCCAAGAGUUGAAAUCCAACAAUUUUGUAAAUGUGACCCAGGUUAGUUCUCUUUGGCUGGCCCGAAAUGAAAUCGUCACCAUUGAGAGAAACACCCUGUCUUCAUUGUUACAGUUGAAAAAUCUGGACCUAAGCCAUAAUAAAAUAGUCAGUUUUCCAUGGGAGGACCUUGCCAAUCUGACUUCUCUACAGCUGCUGAAGAUGAAUGACAAUGAGAUGAUCAGUCUGCCUAAGGAUGCUUUUGCUAACCUGAAAGAUCUUCGUUCAGUCCGCAUCAACAACAACAAGUUUAGCACAAUAGUAGAAGGAACGUUUGAUGCACUUGUCGCCUUGUCGCACCUUCAGAUUUACAACAAUUCUUUUACCUGUUCUUGCAAAAUGGGAUGGAUGAAGGAAUGGAUUAUACAUUCUAAAAUUUCUAUCCCAGAAAAGAACAGCAUUGUGUGUGAAUCUCCUACCCAUUUGAAAGGCAAAGAGGUCACAGAAAUGCCUAAACUAAAUUGUGUGGCUCCGAUUGUUACAAUAACCUAUCAGCCCAACAUUGAGAACACUGAGAUAUAUGAGGGGUACAUGGUCAUCUUGAACUGUGACACCAAAGGGAGCCCAAAACCUGACGUUGAAUGGGAAGUAUUUGCAGGAAACCAGCUUUUAAAAUUCCCAUUGCCUCAAAUUGUUGAAAACAGUGAUGUCCCUAUUAAUGGAGCUCAAACAAAUACCAGAUUUCUGAUCUUUCAAAAUGGUACCUUAAUCAUUCCUCAUAUGAGCAAAAAACAAGAUGGAAACUACAGCUGUUCAGCUACUAACGACAUGGGCAAAGCACAAAGUACAGUGAAACUUGCUGUGGCUGGAAACAAAAAACAUGCCACCAACUCUGUUCUGGAUACAAAAACUGGAGUUGGUUUGUCUGACAAUGACAAGUCUGGCCCUGAGAGCUCCAAAAACAAAGUAAUCGGCGUGUGGCCCAAAUCUGGCACACAUGAAAUGAUUCCAACUGGUACAUCGUCCAUCUCUAUCAAUACUAAAGAAGUUGAUGGAGUCUCUGAACCAUCACAGUUUGGCAGCAAGUGUGGAAUAAGAGAUGAUACUCAAUAUAUAUCUAACCAUGCAUUUAACCUCAGCUUGGAUGAUCUUAAAAAAUACACAUUUGACUUUGGUGUGAUUGCUUUAGAGGUCUCUGAGACAGAGGCUAAAGUUCAGCUCAACCCCCUGCAAAAGGCUAAAUCCAACCUUCAUCUGAACCAACCCGAAGAUGUUGAAACUGUAAAUAAGGAUCUUUUGUACCAGACAUCUAAUAAACCCCACAUGGACAUGCUAUAUGUAUGUGUUAGCACUGGAAAUGGACAUUCAGUUGUUAAGUGGUCCAAGAUUGAGGACGGUGUCAAUUCCUAUCGCUUUCAAGGUUUGAAGCCUGGCACUAAUUACACUUUGUGCCUAACCUAUGGAGGUCAGGACUGCCAGGUUCAAGUGGUCUUCACAACAAGAAAGAAAGUACCAUCUUUGCUUAUCAUCGUGGUGGUCAGCAUUUUUUUGUUGGCUUUGGCGACAGUGCCCUUGCUGGGAGCCACCUGCUGUCAUUUGUUGCACAAGUAUCAGGGAAAGACCUACAAGCUCAUCAUGAAGACACAAAAUCCAGAUCAGAUGGAGAAGCACAAAGAUUUUGAUCCAAGAGCUUCUUAUGUUGGAUCAGAGAAAAACUUCAACGCAAGUGAGCUGGGUGAAGGAGAUGCUGAAGCUGAUGUUGAGGAAGGAGAAGGGGACGGCGAAGGAGAGGAAAUUGAGGGUAGUGUGGUGACUGAGUCCAUUCCUGAGUCACAGUCCAAAACUCAGGAGGAAUUUGAGGUGUGUUCUGAGUAUAGUGACAGGUUACCAUUAGGGGCUGAGGCAGUAAAUAUAUCUGAGGAAAUAAAUGGUAACUACAAUGAUACGCGCUGA